AUGUCCAUCACCACCAUCUCGCCCUCCACGGGCCUCCCCAUCUUCACCCAUCCCGGCAUCUCCUCCCCUGCCGCCCUCCUCUCCGCCGCGUCCGCCUCCUUCGCCAGCUACCGCAGAACCACGCUCGCCCAGCGCAAAACCUGGAUCGUCGCCGCGCUCGACUACCUCGCGGGCAUCAAGGCGACGCUGGAGGAGGAGCUCACGGCGCAGAUGGGACGGCCCGCGGCGUUUGCGGGCACCGAGAUUGAGACGAUGCGGAAGCGGGCUGAUUAUAUGCUGGAGAGGGCCGAGGAGGCGCUGGGGGACAUAAGAGGGCAGGAGGAAGAGGGUUUCAAGAGGUGGACGAGCCAGGAGCCGGUAGGACCGGUCCUGAUUGUUUCGGCGUGGAAUUUUCCAUAUCUCAUCACAAUCAACACCAUCGUUCCCGCCCUCCUCGCUGGCUGCCCCGUGCUCCUCAAGCCCUCGCCGCAGACGCCACUCGUUGGUGAACGCUUCCUCGAGGCCUUUACCGCCGCCGGCCUGCCCGCAGGCGUCUUCCAGGUCCUCCACACCGGCAGCGCCGACAUCGUGCAGCAGGCCGCGCGGCACCCUGCCGUGGCGCAGGUCUGCUUUACGGGGUCCACGGCCGGCGGCCUGGCGAUGAAGAGGGCCACCGUCGACCGCGUCGUCGGGCUGAACCUGGAGCUCGGCGGCAAAGACCCCGCGUACGUCCGCGCAGAUGCACAUCUCAAGUGGACGGCGGCCAACAUUGUUGACGGCGCCGUCUUUAACUCGGGACAGAGCUGCUGCGCGGUGGAGAGGGUGUACGUGCACGAGGACGUGCAUGAUGCGUUUGUGGCGGAGCUGCAGAAAGAGUUGCAAGGAUAUAAACUCGGAGACCCGGCGGACAAGGCUACGACUGUUGGCCCUGUGAUUUCCGCGGCAGCAGUCAAGGCCAUCACCGCACAAGUCGAUGACGCCCUAAGCAAGGGCGCUGUAGACGCGACGCCUGCCAACGCCUCGUUCCAGACUCUGCCGUCUCGCGGCAGCUACAUCGCCCCUCGAAUUCUCACCAAUGUCAACCACUCCAUGGACGUCAUGACAGUCGAGACAUUUGGGCCCAUCAUCCCCGUCAUGAAGGUAAGCAGUGACGACGAGGCGGUGGCGCUGAUGAAUGACAGUGAGUACGGCCUGACGGCGAGCAUCUGGACGAGGGACGUGGCGCAGGGCGAGGAGAUUGGCGAGCAGGUCGAGGCGGGCACCUUGUUCGUGAAUCGCUGCGACUGCCCAAAUCCGGAUCUUGCGUGGGUGGGUUGGAAGAAUUCAGGCCUGGGCUGCACCCUGGGGCCUCGUGGGUUUGAUGCAUUCGUCAAGCUGCGCAGCCACCAUGUACGCCUCACACACUGA
Beauveria bassiana ARSEF 2860 is the source of this 1386-nucleotide messenger RNA. RefSeq names its product aldehyde dehydrogenase (NAD) family protein. The transcript is spliced from 4 exons. The record is from RefSeq and is a predicted model, not a curated record. The coding region runs from base 1 to 1386 and encodes 461 amino acids. Lineage: Eukaryota; Fungi; Ascomycota; Sordariomycetes; Hypocreales; Cordycipitaceae. Gene Ontology annotation, molecular function: aldehyde dehydrogenase (NAD+) activity.